AUGACGGAUGCAAGACGGGAUGUGCAGAUCUCGAAAGCGCUGUCGUACCUGUUGCGGCACGGUGCAGCGAAGGAGAAGCUGCCAAUGGACGCAAACGGGUACGUCCCCGUGAGCGCGGUGCUGACACACCAGCGGCUCAAGUCGCACCGGUGCAGUCACGACGACCUCGUGCGCGUGGUCGAGUGCAACGAGAAGCAAAGGUUCCAUUUGCGCAACGUUGCUGGCGUCGAGGAAAUUGCCGCGACGCAGGGCCACUCUCUGCGGCUUGCACCGGACGAGAGCGUUCUGCAAAGGGUCACCGCGCCAUUGGACCACCCGCUCAUACAUGGCACCAACAUGGGGAGCCUGCAGCUCAUCCUACAGAGCGGUGCAGUCAAGCGGAUGCGCAGGAACCACAUCCACUUGUCCCGCGGGGUUGUUGGACAGGACACCGCUGUCGUCAGCGGGAUGCGCAAGAACUGCCAGGUGCUUAUAUACUUGAAAGUUAGUGAGCUCGUGGGACGGAUGCCAGUGUACCGGUCCUUGAACGACGUGUAUCUCACCGCGGAGGACAUACCCUUGGACCUCUUUGAAAAGGUUGUGUUCCGCGGGGUCGACCAGCUGGAUCUCUUCGACGUGACCACGCAGCUUGAUCAAUUGAACAUCCCGUACGAGUUUUAG
Messenger RNA from Huiozyma naganishii CBS 8797, 660 nucleotides. RefSeq names its product tRNA 2'-phosphotransferase (gene TPT1). Gene Ontology annotation, biological process: tRNA splicing, via endonucleolytic cleavage and ligation. The record is from RefSeq and is a predicted model, not a curated record. Bases 1 to 660 code for a protein of 219 amino acids. The transcript has a single exon. Gene Ontology annotation, molecular function: tRNA 2'-phosphotransferase activity. Lineage: Eukaryota; Fungi; Ascomycota; Saccharomycetes; Saccharomycetales; Saccharomycetaceae.